Messenger RNA from Lindgomyces ingoldianus, 1224 nucleotides. RefSeq lists its product as uncharacterized. Lineage: Eukaryota; Fungi; Ascomycota; Dothideomycetes; Pleosporales; Lindgomycetaceae. Bases 1 to 1224 code for a protein of 407 amino acids. The transcript is spliced from 13 exons. The record is from RefSeq and is a predicted model, not a curated record.
AUGCUCCUCCAAGUCGCCGAGUAUGUCCCCGCCUUGGCACAACCAUGGAUAUACAACUCUUCGCCAACGAUUACCAACGCACGUACCGAUACUUCUGCAUCUCCAUGGAUGUCCUGGUACUCCAGCAUUUUUGAGGGAUUUUGGCGAACGAGGACCGAGAUUUGUGCUUCACGAACUGCGAAGAAAGCCGUUGAAAUUGAGUUGUAUCAUGAGCUCGGCUCUCACCUCGCUAACUUAACUUGCAUGGGGCUUCCUUCCCCGGAGAUUAUUGUGUUGAGUGAAGAUGAGGGCCAAAGCCUCCAGAAGCCUCAUGUUUGGUCAUCGACCGAGCGUAGAAGCUUCAUGUGGAGUGAGAUUGCGGUUGAGAUUUAUGAUUUGAUGGAGGGCGAUUGGGUAUGGCCUCAGUUUUGUCAAGGUGAUGCUACUCCAUCAGGGUGUGCUGUUGGAGGGCAUGAUGGGAGUCCAAGGUAUUCCGGAGUGGUUAUAGUGAACACAAAUGAACACCGAGGUAGGGUUGGAAACUCAUAUAGGCCCGAAAAACUACGGGCAGGAGUAGAAUUGAAUAUGACUUGCCGGAUACAAAUAACCUUUCUUCGGCCCGGUACCACGCCAGAGCCGCCUCCGCGACCGCAAGCCAGGUUAUGCAGAGCGCACUGGUCAUUUAUUUUCCUUCGGACCGAGUGUUGUAUUAUCGGUGUAAUUGCUUUCUUGAUCCAAUUUUUUGAUAAAAUGGAUUUGAAGGCGCAAUGCCCCACAUCCAUCUCGAAAAUGCCAAGACGGAAGCAAGUGAUCGGGGAAGGGCUCAACACCGGCGCGUUUCUUUUAGGUCACAUGGACGGUAACGAGGGCUCAAUAAGAACAUUCUCCUGCCUGAUAUUUGAAAUUCCCAUCAAGAUAUUCUCAAAGCAUUACAUGCCUUUGAUGGCCUUUUGUGGGUCCAGCCGCAUUCGAGUUUCGGAUGUAAGUAACGUCGAAGCCAGCGCCCUCACCUUCUCCCCAAUACUGCACGCCAUCAGAGUGAAUAUGGUAUUCCCACAACCGUUAAUGGGAAUGACUUCUAAUCAAGAGCUUAGAUCCUCACAUAUAUUUGUGGGCCCAGACGUCACCGAAACAACCUCUUACACCGUACUCGUCAGCCCACCGUCAAACCCACAUCCCUCUAUAUCCCAUAUAUCCCUCCCCAGAUACUACGAACUAUUCCCAUACCUAACCGCCUCUUCUUGA